Mercenaria mercenaria is the source of this 5145-nucleotide messenger RNA. RefSeq names its product protein pigeon-like. The record is from RefSeq and is a predicted model, not a curated record. Gene Ontology annotation, cellular component: trans-Golgi network. The transcript has 29 exons. NCBI's taxonomy places the organism in Eukaryota, Metazoa, Mollusca, Bivalvia, Venerida, Veneridae. Bases 57 to 3089 code for a protein of 1010 amino acids. Gene Ontology annotation, biological process: positive regulation of amyloid-beta formation.
GUCUGCAAUGAGUUACAUCGAUUAUGAUCACAUGACAUCUGUCAAAUUUGUGGACAAUGCUUGAGCUCCAAAAAGUCAAAAGUUUUCCAGAGGAAAUAUUUUCCUAUGUUUCUGAAAGACGAGACAAACAUAGAAUACCAUGCACCUCCUCUGACAACCAAACAGCUCGGAUUUUAAACCAAGAAAAAGAUGGAUGUAUUUUAUACACUUGGGAUGAUGUAUCGGAUGUCAGUGAGGGAGCGAUGGUCACACAUUUUGGUCUGUACAAUCCAACAACACAAAAACACCAGGUGAUACACAUGUAUAACCAACGUGUUUAUGUCGUCUCGUGCUCUAUCAACCAGGAGAGAACGCUAAUGGCUUUCACAACAAUGUCAAGGGAAGGUAGCUUAAUGACAAGCACAGACAAAAGAACUGGAAAAGAGAAAUACAGUGCCUACUUAGCAGAAUUAAAGGCUCAGAGUCCACGAGUGUUUUCUCUGAACUUGGAAAGACAGACAUUUCUGAAGGUUCAGUUCUUGUAUGAAGAUAAACCAGUAGAAAAGGAGACAUACAUGCUGGUCAUGUUACACAGAGAAUCUAUUGGUCUGUACAAGAUCCCACUGGCCAGAGUUGCAACAGGAAUGGUAAUGCGAGGUCAGCCAAAAACAGAACAGGUAGCAAAGAAGUUUUCAUGGUGUCAAUGGGACAGUCAGAAUCAACAGUUGUUUUAUAUACUGUCUCGUCGCGAUGGCAACAAUGUCAAACAACAUCUCUUGUCAUGUGUUCAGUUCUAUAAUAGUGCUGCACAUGAUCAUGUGUUGGAUGUUCCACUCAAUUUCCCAAUUCCUUCCAAAUCAUCUGGCAGGUGUUACUAUGCAGACAUACCUCUACACAAUGGAAUACCAGACACCAGUAUAAAUAUUUGUGUGUUAACACAGAAUAGUGGUACAUUCUGUGUAUGUUACCAGCAGCAUGUGUUGACGUCAGACAGAAGACCUAAGUCCUCCCCACUACCAAGAACAUCGCCCCUACAGAGAACUUCUCCUUCUCAACAUUCCUCACAUUUUCAGGCCAGUCCUACAGGGUCAGAUGGUGACAGUACAGACAUUAACUACUAUAUCUGUAUGGUGCAUCAUGCAAAGACUCUACAUGGAUGUGUGUCGAGUAUUCCACCAAAUAUUGUGAGGAAAGCAGUUCUACACUUCUCAUGGCUUGGUGAUACAGUGUUGGUGAUGUUACCUGGAUAUUUUGUACACCUACUCAAUGUCAGCAUGGAGUUUGAACCCAGCAAUCAUAUCUUUCUUCACAGUAAGACAUUUGGAGACAGCUUUUCAAAACAGUUGCAAGUGAAAGAAGAUUCUGCAGCAGACAGAGGGUCACAUGAUCAGCAGACUGACCAAUCAGCUUCAAGUAUUGCAGUUGCUUCAUGGGAAACAGAUAUGUCACUUCCUGUGAUGAGCCUUAUGGCAGAGCAUCUAGUAUUCUCAUCAAAUUCUCCUUUAGUUACAUUGGGAAAGGAAUUAUCAGGAAGUUAUAUUCUGGAAAGGACAACAGGUGCAAUGUACAGGAUACACCUGAAUAUGGCCAGCCUCAUUCAUACAUUUACACAUUGUUAUAUGCCAAUGACAAGGUCUGCUCUCCUUCAUUAUGUUAUACUUCGACAUAGAGACUUUAUUCUCCUUAAACAGCCCAGAGAUUUCAAACACCUUAAACAGUUAUUCCUGGUACUAUGUAAUGAUAUACCCAGUCCUGAAGUUCCAAAUCUGAUGACAGAAUUCUUAAUUGCUAUGACCUAUGCUGGAAUGAGACGUCAGAUUGAUAGGGAGGUGUUACGUCUGCUACCAUUUACAAAUACAGAACCAUUCCGAGGACAGAUAGAUAAGACAUGUGAUGGGGAUAGGUUAGCAAGGGUCUCGUACUCUGCCAUACACAGUGUGAAUAUUGGGACCAAGUCUGCCAAGGAGCGACAGCAGCGGAAAGGUAUUGUGGGAGAUGAUUGGCUGGAUAUGUUGCGGCGACACCUACGAUGGAUGCAACUGAGCAAGUCAAGAAGAUUCUCUCUGGAGACAGUGAAGCAGACGUACACACAGAUGCGAGCAAAGGAAGAAAAGCAUCUUCAGACAAAAGAGGAGGAAAACUUCCUGUCAGAGCUUAGAAUUCAAAAAUCAAAACCAAGACGUGAGAGGUCAGAUACGGUGGGUAACUAUGGUAACAAGACUGAAGGAAUUCUGGGUACUGCUCCACCCUUCCUACAGGGCUCAUCAGUCACAGAGGCUUCAGAAACUUUAAUGUCACUGACUAAAGAAGUACUUGCCAAGCACAUGUUGACCUAUUUACAUAAGGAUGGAAAGGUCAAGGCCAAUGCUGUUGCUAAGGAAUAUGUUAGUUGCCAGCAAACCCAGAGUAGAUUACUAUGUCAUCUGUUAUGGACGUUGCGAGGUCAACAUUUACAGGAUCCUGAAAGUACAACACCAAGAAGUUUACUGGAGAAAAGUAGUCUAGAUGAGUAUGAACUGUUUCAACUGUUUGAGAGAUACGCACUUGCUACCGGUGAACUGAUGUUUCCAGUACCCUCCGGUUUCCGGACCUACUUUACCUCCAUUGCCUUUAGAUGUCUUAAUGUCAGGUUAUUUAUGCAAUAUGUGAAUCAUGGUGUGAUACAGCUUACAGGAGAAUUCAUGGCCCAUCUUCUAUCUGAUUUACCUGAUACCAAAGAAAACGUAAGACUGAAGCAGUACCUGAUAACCAAGCUUCCUCAGGCAUCUGCAGUGGAAUGUUACAAAAUCUGGGGUCAUAGUUCAUGUCAGAGUUACCUGGCUCAUCAACAAGUGGCAGAAAUUCUAGAUAAUGGCAUGAGAGCCCGUGCAGAGUCUACGCAGUCUGAAAGUAAUAGGAGAAGUACCAUAUUCAAGGAGAAAACCAGUGAUGAUAUAGAAAAUGUAACAUUCCAACCCCUGGCAGCAUUCCUUAAACAUAUAGAUAAGAAAGAGAGUAAGAGGUCAAGACAUGAUCGAGGAAGUCCCCUGGAUUUUAUAGCUUUGGAAGAGGUAGCUCUAUAUCAUACAACACACGAAACAAACUAUGACAUGGGAACUGUCAAUUUCUAGAGCUUGACUGACACUACUGGAAUUUCUGUAUCUUGGGAGAGAGUACAAGCAUGAUGCAUGAUGCUUGAAGAUAUCCAGAAGAAGGGAAAUCUAAUUACAGUACAACCUGCAUUAGGAGACCAUCCAAGCGAAGGACAGAAAAAGGUCUCUUAAUAAAACAUGUGUUCUGCAGCAACAUAAAAAGGAACUGAAAAUGUGGUCUUUUAGUGGAAGUGGUCUCUUAAUAGAAGUGUUCUCUCAAACAAGUUUGACUAAAAAUCUUACACUUGGAAAUCUUUGUUUCCAUUGGAUGGUAGAAGCAGGGAUAUUAUUUUAUUUCUUAUUGCCAGUUUGAUGAAAAAGGUAUUCCAGAUUGAUUUCCUACAACCCAGAGGAAACAUUUUAUGCAUUUAAAACUGUGAUAUCCUACAUUACAGAGGAAAUACUUUUCUACAUGUAAAACCUUAACAGAUAACACAAGAAGACUUCAAAUGACUUAUUUUGAUUUCAAGAGUUGAGUGGGAGCUCUAACUUUAUUUUGAUGUCCAAAAUUUGUUUUUAGCCAGGUUUUCGAAGAAAAAUCUGGUUUGUAGAUUAGGUCUGUUCGGGCGGAUGGAUGGGCGCAUGGAUUGAAUAAUGAGUCUCAUGUUAAGCUUUUGGUUCAUUCAAUAUCUGGACAAGUAUUUCACCUAGGACCUUGAAACUUCACAGGUAUGUUGGUCUUGAUGUGUACAUGACCCCUAUUGAUUUCAAGGUCACUGAGUGAAAGAUCAAGGUCACAGUGACCUGAACAUUUGAAAAUGGUUUCUGCAUGAUAUCUGGACAAGUAUUUCACUUAGGACCUUGAAACAUCAUAGUUAUGUUGGUCUUAAUGUGUACAUGGACCCUAUUGACUUCAUGGUCACUGGGUCAAAGGUCAAGGUCAGAGGGACCUGAACAUGUUAACCAUUUUGUUCACUCAAUAUCUGGACAAGUAUUUCACCCAGGACCUUAAAACUUCAUAAGUAUGUUGGUCUUGAUGUGUACAUGACCCAUAUUGAUUUCAGGGUCACCAGGUCAAAGGUCAAGGUCACAGGGACCUGAGCAUUGAAAAUGGCUUCUGCUCAAUAUCUGGACAAGUAUUUCACCUAGGACCUUGAAACUUCAUAGGUAUGUUGAUCUUGAUGUAUAUAUGACCCCAAUUGAUUUCAGGGUCACUGGGUCAAAGGUCAAGGUCACAGGGACCUGAACAUGUUAACCAUUUUGUUCAAUCAAUAUCUGGACAAGUUUUUCACCUAGGACCUUGAAACUUCACAGGUAUGUUGGUCUUGAUGUGUACAUGACCCCUAUUGAUUCUGAGGUCUCUGGAUCAAAGGUCAAGGUCACAGGGACCUGAACAUUGAAAAUGGUUUCCUCUCAAUAUCUUGACAAGUAUUUCACCUAGGAACUUCAUAGGUUUAAUGGUCUUGAUGUGUACCUGACCCCCAUUGAUUUCAGGGUCAAAGGUCAAGGUCACAGGGAUAUAAACAUUGAAAAUAUUGUUAUUUUUUACUUUUAUUUUUUUACACCAAUUUCUUUAGUUUCAUUUUCUACCUGUCCAUUUCUUUUUUCCCUUUUUCCUUCAGUAUUGUUUAUUAAUUUGGGGGUUAUUUAUUGUAUGCCAUUAUUAGAACUUUAACUCAUUAUGACCUAAUUCGGAAAACCCGGCCAAGACGCCGUCAGACUUUAGCUGCUUGUCUCAUACAGGUUAUUGUUUUGGAGCUUAGAUAAUUGGUAAAAUAGAAAGUCAUACCAUCUAUUUGUUGAGCACUGAUAUUUCAGUUGAUAGUUUACUGCUGCAUUCAUUGAGAAUCAUUGGUUUAAAUUUAUUAUUCCAGUCCUUUUAAGAAGCUGUGAUGGUUUCUUAUGAAAACAUGUAAAAAUGUUUUAUUUUUUGUUGUAAUCAGGGUUUCAUCAACAAUGUAAGCAGAGCAUAAUAUAUUAUUAUUCAAUUUUAUCAUAUGUUUGUCAGAGCUAUGUUGUAUAUAUAAACUAAGUAUGUGCAAUAUUAUCCAAUUGAAGACUUUGUUUCUAUUUUUGAAAUAAUAAUGAAUGAGAA